AAUUAAUGUUUUAGACAUGGUGGAACUAAAAGUAGCAACAUGCUUUGCAAUGUUUCUUUGCAUCUUUAAAACUGUCCACGCUGAACCAAAUUGCAGUAAUGGCUUCGGGGCAACCGGACCCAACGUCAUCUGUACUGCGGGAGCUGAACACUACGUUCUACGGAAAGGCCUAGUGUCGGAUAAUGAUCGUACAACAGCUAUAGUACUAAAAGGUUGCCGGAUUACCAGUAUUGAAGCAGGCGCUCUUAACGCCCUACCCGCUUUACAAGAUAUCGACCUUUCCCAAAACACAUUGCAAGCUCUUACCGGAAUGUUUGAUCAAACACCUAAUUUGCUCAAACUUAAUCUAAGCAACAACAGAAUAGAAAGCUUACAACUUAAUAUUUUCGACGCACUGACAAAAUUAAAGUCUCUGGAUUUAUCAAAUAAUGUGAUUUUGGGAAGAAAUUUAGAAUCUAGAAUAUUCGAAGAGUUACACCGCAUCGAGUUUCUAGAUUUAUCUGGAAACUUCAUGACUGGCACGCCUGAAAAUUUGCUUAAAGCAUUACAAACUAUAAAGACUUUGAAAUUGUCGAGGUGCAAUUUGGAAGAAGUGCCCAAGUUCGCCACGCAACCUAAUUUAAACUCUAUGACACGUCUGACAUUGUCGUCAAACCAAAUUACCAGGCUUCACGACAAAUUGUUUAUCAAUUUUGAAAAGCUUGAAUCUAUCGAGUUGGAUGAUAACCUCAUCGAAUUUAUACAUGCGGAUGUUUUUAAAUCUUUGAAAAACGUUAAAACUAUUUCACUUCAAUAUAACAAAAUAAAGAAUCUUCCUGAAAGUCUUUUUAAAAGUUUAACUAAGCUAGGCAACAUAAAUUUAUCGCAUAAUCUUAUAGAAUACUUGCCCGUUAACGCUUUUCGACAUACCGGCCUGAAAAAUUUGAACCUGGCCGAUAAUAAAUUUACUUAUCUUCAAGACAACUUCUGUUUGGAGUUACAUAACUCUGGUGUGCGUUUGAAGAAAUUUUACUUUAAUCAGAACCCUUGGCAAUGUGCCUGUUUAAAUGACAUUCUGAUUGAAGUCAAGAAGAUGGCUAUACAAUAUAACGGGGCCAAAUAUAUUGGACAGGAACCGGUAUGCGUGACUACAAAGGAAUUUAAUUGUAAGAGGCAACCAAACUUCAAUGAAGAAUAUAUGGAUUUGUACAAUGACAUCAUUGGUUAAAUAA
This is a messenger RNA of Cydia strobilella, 1211 nucleotides long. RefSeq names its product carboxypeptidase N subunit 2-like. Lineage: Eukaryota; Metazoa; Arthropoda; Insecta; Lepidoptera; Tortricidae. Gene Ontology annotation, cellular component: extracellular matrix. The transcript has a single exon. Gene Ontology annotation, molecular function: protein binding. The record is from RefSeq and is a predicted model, not a curated record. Bases 17 to 1207 code for a protein of 396 amino acids.